AGAUAAAUUGUGCAAUGAGUUUUUAUUUUUGUUUAUAUUUAAUGCUCCAUGCAUGCGCCGUAAGAUUCCGGAAAUCUUGAAAUUUUUUGGCCCUUUUUGGAACUAAACAAGGCCUUAGUUUAAAUUGCAGGCUCUAUGAAAGGUAGUAUCAGAUCAAACUGUCCAAUUGACAGUGAAAACUAGCUAACUACGACAGCUUAUACACAUAACAAGCGUAGAUGGCCGUAUAAAGGUCCUGUUUGGCACAGCUCAACUUCACCAGUGAAGCUGAUUUUUUAGAAAAUAGCUUCAUGAGCAACUUCUAAAAUGAAGCUAAGCUAAUUUGGAAAAAGUGUUUGGUAAAAUAACUUCACUAACUACUUCUUGUAUAGAUGGGAGAAAGAAAUGAGGGAGAGAGCUGCAAUAAGCUAUUUUUUCAGCUUCAUCCCACUCAUGUUUUUGUGAUAGGAGAAGACAAACAGUUUCACCCACGAAGCUGUUUUGGAAACAAGUGUUUGGCAAAAAAAAAACAGCAGAGACAAUCUUUUCUCCUCCAUGGCAGACUUCAGAUUAAUCCACUAGCAAGUCGCCUUUUUCCCAUUCAUCUCCAUCAAGCAAAAGACCGACGACGCAAGAUCCCACGAACACUGAGACAGCAGGCAGGAACGACCGAUCCAUCGGCAUGAGAUUCUUCCAUGGGAAGACCUCCAAGCAGAUCUCGACUCCGUUUGCUUGUCUUAAGCCGUACUUUUUUUACUAACUGUAGUGUUUUUCUCUCAUAUAAAUCAUAUAAAUCAGUGAGUAGUACUUACCAUCGAACAGGCUCCUCGAGGGUUAAGAAGCUUCUCGAGCUUGCCUUGUCCUGCCUCGCUGUUGCACGCAGUCCCCGCCUUGCUCGCAAGUCAAUCUGCCGUAGCGUGCUCUCCUCCGCGUACGGACCUACGAUCUCUCUAAACACACACAUGACACAUGUUGUAGCGUCGUGCUCUUCCAAUGCGGGAGCACUAACGAACCAAUGGUUGCACUACAAUGCAAUCUUGAUUUCUCCACGCAGGCAGAGCAGAUCAUAGAGGAGGAUAACAUGCUGCAGUCGUUGGACAUCAUUGAGCUCUACUGCAAGCGACUCGUUGAGCAUGCCACGCAAUUAGAGAAACCGGAGGAGUGCAGCGAGGCUAGGAGACAAGGGAGGCUGCCGCUGGGAUCAUGUUUGCAGCCAGGUGGUGCGCCGAUCUGCCGGAGCUGCAGUUCGCGCGCACCAUCCUGGAAGACAAGUUCGGCAGCGACGACUUGGCUGCGGCCGCAAAGGAGGGAACCGGCAUUGUCGAUCCCAUGGGAUUGGUGUGGAAGUUAUCCGGGGGCAGAACAAACAUGGAGCUGAAGAAGAAAGUGGUCAACGAAAUCGCAACGGAAAACAAUGUCAUGGUGGAGUCCUCUGAGCUCCAGGAAGCAAUCGAGCACGGCAACAUUGGCAGAAGUCCAUGCUAGGAGUUCGACGAUGAAACAACGUCUCAAGAAGCAAAUGGACGAAAGUUUAGAGUCAGAGUAUGGUCUUCCUUCCCCCACAAAGGAGGAAUGCCUUAGUCUUGGAGCCAGCCAGCUGGGAUCCAGGGAGCAACAAGGAGAAAUGGAGAAUGCAUUUGAGAAUUCCAAUUCCAUUUCUUAUGAUCAAGCAAUUGGCAGCUGAAACCCAAGGCCCAAUAAGUCUCAAAAAUAAUACCUCAAACAACAACAAUAAGAUCUUAAUUGAGUAAUGUUGUGUUGUGUGGGACUCACUGUUCGCUUAAACUGCCGUUUAGACCGUUUACACGCCGUGUAAAUGCUACACAGUGGUACACCCUUUCUGUUUAAUCAUCCCUAGCCCGUUUAAUUGACUGUUUAGCACGUUUAAUGGUCUGUUUAGCCCGAAUAGUGUGAAACGACAAGUGAUCUAUUGCUUACCGUUUAACGUUUAGGAAGAUAUUGAUGGGACUAUGAUAUGUUUUUUUAGCAAAGGGAUUAUGAUUCUUUUGCAUUAUAGGAACCACAUUAUGCGCAUGUCUUGCUUAAUGGAGUUUGAA
Sorghum bicolor (sorghum) is the source of this 2036-nucleotide messenger RNA. RefSeq lists its product as uncharacterized. Gene Ontology annotation, biological process: protein transport. Bases 1183 to 1464 code for a protein of 93 amino acids. The transcript has 3 exons. The record is from RefSeq and is a predicted model, not a curated record. NCBI's taxonomy places the organism in Eukaryota, Viridiplantae, Streptophyta, Magnoliopsida, Poales, Poaceae.